Dentiscutata heterogama is the source of this 535-nucleotide messenger RNA. NCBI's taxonomy places the organism in Eukaryota, Fungi, Glomeromycota, Glomeromycetes, Diversisporales, Gigasporaceae. The record is from the annotation of a GenBank genome assembly.
AGAUAACAAGAUCGAUAAUGACCAAGAUUUUUUGAUGCAACAUAAUCCUAUUUCAUUAUGUAUAGAAUCAUCUAAAGAUUAUGCUGUAACUAAUUAUACUUUCAAUCUUGAACAUGUAAAGCAAUUGCAGGGAGGUGAAUUAUAUACUCCAGUUCUUCGAAAUAUAAACAAUACACGGUCAAAAUAUGGUUACGCAUAUAGGUUAAUAAAGAAGAUUAUCAACGUUGCUAUCAACAGUAAUUCAUAUGAUGAAUUAAUUGGAUUAUGUCAGCAAUUUUUUACAAACAAGCAAUUAGCGUUAAAUGAAGAUGAUCAAUCUGAGAAUAUUCCAAUCGCUAAUCCUAUUGUUUCUGCAAGAAGAGGAAGGCCUCCGGGUAGAGCAAAAAGUGAUGUUGAAAUUCAAGAAUCAAAUACAAAAAAACGUCGCUAUUUGUCCAAUACUGAUACCAACAUCCAACAAUCUAAUAAUAAAAAGCGAUGCAAAAGAUGUGGUGAAAAGGGUCAUAAUCGAGCUACCUGCAAAGCUGAAAUUUAA